GAGUUUCAUCGGGGUUGGAGCUGGGUCACGAGCGUUUUGUUAAAUAUUUUUAGUAUGACAUGAAAAAAAGAAGAAAGUGUUGUACUUAUAGACACAUAUACUAUAUAAUAAAUGAUUGAUAUUUGGGGGCGAGUCAUGUGAGAAGUGAGGGAGAGAUGCAGUAGUAGUAGUGGGUGGUAACAGAGAAGAAAAUAGGGGGUUUGGUUUGGUGAGUUACCCAAGAGAAAGGAUGAAGAGGGAACGCGAGCAGCUUGGUUCCAUCGCAGGGACCUCAAGCUGCGGUUAUUCAAGCGGAAAAUCGAAUCUUUGGGAGGAAGAAGGAGGCAUGGACGAGCUUCUUGCGGUGGUGGGUUACAAGGUUAGGUCAUCGGACAUGGCGGAAGUGGCGCAGAAGCUUGAGCGUCUCGAAGAAGCCAUGGGAAAUGUCCAAGAUGACCUCCCGGAGAUUUCAAACGACGUCGUUCAUUACAACCCUUCCGACAUCUCCAACUGGCUCGAAACCAUGCUUUCUAAUUUUGACCCUCUCCCCUCAGAAGAGCCGGAAAAGGACUCCGCCUCGUCGGACUACGAUCUUAAGGCUAUUCCGGGGAAAGCAAUUUAUGGAGCUAGCGACGCGCUACCAAACCCUAAGCGCGUGAAAGCCGACGAGUCAAGGCGCGCGGUGGUGGUCGUUGACUCGCAGGAGAACGGGAUCCGCCUCGUGCACAGCCUCAUGGCGUGCGCGGAGGCCGUGGAGAACAACAACCUCGCCGUGGCGGAGGCGCUGGUGAAGCAGAUCGGCUUCCUCGCUGUGUCGCAGGUUGGAGCUAUGAGGAAGGUCGCAAUCUACUUCGCCGAAGCGCUCGCGAGGCGAAUCUACAGAGUCUUCCCUCUGCAACACUCUCUCUCCGAUUCUCUUCAGAUUCACUUCUACGAAACCUGUCCAUACCUCAAGUUCGCACACUUCACCGCGAACCAGGUUAUCCUCGAAGCGUUCCAAGGAAAGAACCGCGUUCACGUGAUUGAUUUCGGUAUCAACCAGGGGAUGCAGUGGCCGGCGCUGAUGCAAGCCCUAGCGGUUCGCACCGGCGGUCCUCCGGUUUUCCGACUCACCGGAAUCGGGCCGCCGGCGGCGGACAACUCCGACCACCUCCAGGAGGUAGGGUGGAAGCUCGCGCAGCUGGCGGAGGAGAUCAACGUGCAGUUCGAGUACCGUGGCUUCGUCGCGAACAGCCUCGCCGAUCUCGACGCCUCCAUGCUCGAUCUCCGGGAAGGCGAAGCCGUCGCUGUGAACUCUGUCUUCGAGUUUCACAAGCUCCUCGCCCGCCCCGGCGCGGUGGAGAAAGUACUCUCCGUCGUACGGCAGAUUCGGCCGGAGAUUGUCACCGUCGUCGAGCAAGAAGCGAACCACAACAGACUGAGUUUUGUCGACCGGUUCACGGAGUCACUGCACUAUUAUUCAACCCUAUUCGACUCGCUGGAGGGUUCGCCUGUGAACCCUAACGAUAAGGCCAUGUCGGAGGUUUACUUAGGGAAGCAAAUCUGCAACGUGGUGGCGUGCGAGGGAAUGGACCGCGUGGAAAGGCACGAGACGCUGAACCAGUGGCGGAACCGGUUCGUUUCGACCGGAUUUUCUUCGGUUCACUUGGGUUCGAACGCGUACAAGCAGGCCAGCAUGUUGCUCGCGCUUUUUGCGGGUGGGGAUGGGUAUAGGGUGGAAGAGAACAAUGGUUGUCUCAUGUUGGGAUGGCACACUAGGCCCUUGAUUGCCACCUCCGCGUGGCAACUCGCUGCAACUUGCUGAGUCGACUCGCCGUUUCCUCAACCAGCUUUUUUUUUUGUUUUAAUUUUAUUAUAAUUUCUAUUCAUGCCCACCGAAAAAAAAAAGGGAACUUGUGGGGAUGAGAGGGCAGUGUGUAAAUGUGCUAUGCUGAGCUGUGAGCACUGAUUGCAUUAGACUGAGACCCACCAUUGUCUAUUUUCCUGUCCCAACUUAUGUCUCUCUCUCUCCAACCCUUAAUUUACCUAUUUUGCGUUUGCCUUAGGAUUUUCAGAUUUUGAUUUUCUCCUCUUUUUUUGUAAACCUUGAAUUUUACUUUGCUUUCUUUUGGGUUGGGAUGGGUGGAAUCUCUUGUAAUUUUUCAGGGUUGGAAAAUCAAAAGGCUUAAUGUGUAUUUAUUUUAUUAUGGUUUAAUUAAUAUAUUAGUAGUAUUAUGUAGCUUA
This is a messenger RNA of Glycine soja, 2202 nucleotides long. RefSeq names its product DELLA protein GAI1-like. Gene Ontology annotation, molecular function: sequence-specific DNA binding; DNA-binding transcription factor activity. Bases 230 to 1783 code for a protein of 517 amino acids. Gene Ontology annotation, cellular component: nucleus. Gene Ontology annotation, biological process: salicylic acid mediated signaling pathway; hyperosmotic salinity response; negative regulation of gibberellic acid mediated signaling pathway. The transcript has a single exon. NCBI's taxonomy places the organism in Eukaryota, Viridiplantae, Streptophyta, Magnoliopsida, Fabales, Fabaceae. The record is from RefSeq and is a predicted model, not a curated record.